Saccostrea cuccullata (small rock oyster) is the source of this 3838-nucleotide messenger RNA. RefSeq names its product sushi domain-containing protein 2-like. The record is from RefSeq and is a predicted model, not a curated record. Gene Ontology annotation, biological process: cell-matrix adhesion. Bases 71 to 3271 code for a protein of 1066 amino acids. NCBI's taxonomy places the organism in Eukaryota, Metazoa, Mollusca, Bivalvia, Ostreida, Ostreidae. The transcript is spliced from 16 exons.
UGUAACCAAAGUAAGACUUAAAGUCAUUAUUAAAAACACAACGCAAGACGUAUUAAGAGGAUUCUAAAACAUGAUUUUACUUAUGUUCCUGCUGUGGUCAGUUUGUCUGGUCCAUGUGGAGAGUUUGACAGUCUCGGACUUCUAUCCUUUUGGAGUGGACCACGGUGAUACUACAAUGGCAGCAAAUGAUGAUGGGAGCUCUCCAAAUAUUCCAAUUUCCACAAAAUUCCCAUUCUUCAAUCACCAGCACGAAAAAUUAAUUGUGAGUACUAAUGGUGCCAUUUCAUUUCUGAUCCCAGUGAAUCAGUAUACGCCAACUCCUUUCCCGUUGGGUGGGGACCGUAGACUUAUUACUCCCUUCUGGGGAGACGUGGACACAACAAGAGGGGGGCAUGUCAGAUACAGAGAAACUACAGACCCUGAAAUAUUAGAGAGAGUUUCCAAUGAAAUCAGGGCGUAUUUCCCCGAGUUUUACCGUUUCCAUGCCGCUUGGGUUUUCAUAGCUACGUGGGAUAAUGUGGCCUUUUAUGGAUGUUCGCCGACUGGUUGUUUAAAGAGAAACACGUUCCAGGCUGUCUUGAUCACAAAUGGACAACAUUCCUUCACCAUUUUUAACUAUGCAAACAUUGUCUGGACUACCGGGACAGCAAGUGGUGGAAAUGCAGAAACUGGGCUUGGCGGAACACCUGCACAGGUUGGUUUUAAUGCUGGUGAUGGGAAAGUAUAUUAUGCAGUUAAUGGGUCCCGAACAGCAGACAUAGUCAACAUAAACAGGAAGUCCAACGUGGAUAUACCUGGAAAGUUCGUAUUCAGAAUAGAUUCAUCGGAAAUAGGAGGAGGAGGGUGUAACACGGAAGGAAAUGUCAUCAUAACGCCACGGAGCGGCCCAAUGUUCGGUGGUCAACAUCUGACAUUCAGUGGACCUUGUAUAGAAGAAUACACUUCAUUCAAAGUCAAGUUCUCCAACACAAGAUAUACAUUAAGAUGUGAAAAGGACUCACCUUACAGCUUUUAUUGCAUUACACCUCCGUUUGACAGCGCUGGCGAUGUCCAAGUUGAUAUCAUAUUGGCUAAUGAAAACAAAACCAAAACAUUCAGUGGAAAAUACACUAUUUUGAAUCCUGCUUUCAGCAAAGUCCUUGUAAAUCGCCAAAAUGGAAACAGUUGGGGAAAUGAUGAACAUAAUAUAUCAUGGAAUGAAAACGUCAAAGAACUUCAAAACACUAGUACAGUAGAUAUCUACGUAUACAAAAUCAAGGAGGAAAAGGGUGAGAUAAAAUUAAACCCUUUUAUUGCAAAGAUGAAUGUGACUAACUCAAUCGCUUGGAUGACUUUUAGUUUAAAGAUGACUGAACAGGUCGCAAUUAUACGGGUAACAUCUCGUGUGGAGACUGCAUUCAAAAUGCCACAAAGAGGAAUAUGGUCAGAUGUGUUCCCACUUACCCCUUCUAAAGCUGAAGCAAAACGUCUUUGUAAAAAUUGGAUAGAAAAGGAACGUACUUUUACAAAGUUAAAUGUUGCAGAACCUUGUCCAUGCACCCUCCAGCAGGCACUGUUAGACAUUGUAAAGUACCAGCCCGAUCCUGACUGUAACAUGCUCCACGUGGGAGCAGAGGGGCGGGGCAACUGUCGUUAUAGACGUGAUGCACAGCAUUGUGUGAGACUGACAUUACCAAGUGAAGAUGGCACCGACAACGUCUGCUGUUUCAAUGAACAAGGAAACCUAAUAGACUCUAGAUCCCACGAAGGCGGUACACAACAGCGGUAUCAUUAUCGAGGUGACAACCAUAACAAUAUGCCCUAUGUGACAAACUUUUGCAUGGACGUUGUUCCGUUUCUGCAUUGCUGUCGUUUUUCUCAGACGUCCCUGAAUGAAACUAGCGAUGAGGAUGAAACAUACAGUCUCUGCCAGGACUUUCUGACGCUACGGAGAUACAGUUCCUGUGAAAAUUACGACCCUCCUAAACCAGCAAGAACUAGUGGUGACCCUCAUAUCACUACAUUAGACGGACUCAGUUAUACGUUUAACGGAGCUGGAGAAUUCGUGUACAUUUACAUGGAGGAUGACCUAUUUAAAAGCCAAAUCCGCUUUGAACAGUUCAGAAAAGUCGAUGGAUCGCUUGUUAAGGCAACUGUAGCGACAGCCGUAGUGAUGGAGUAUGAGAAUAGCUCUGAUUGCAUAGAAAUUAGACUUAACUCGAUAAGAACAGCUGAUGUCCUCAGAAACGGAGAACUACUUGAUUUUCAAGAUUCCAGAUGGUUAAACGUGAAAGGUGCAACCAUUGUAUCACUCCCUACUAAAGGAAAUAACACGGGCAAGUCAUUAAUGAUCAUGUUUCAAGAUAUCAAAAUUGCAUUCAGCAUCGAAGCCUCGAAAGAUAUCUUAAACGUCAUGCCAGUUGUUCAAGGAAAGGAACUGAAUGGAACACUGAAAGGAUUGCGGGGAAAUUAUGAUGGCAGUCCAUUGAAUGACUUAAUGUUUUCAACACAUCAACAAUUUCAGCAAAAUGAAACUGACGAUUCCUUUAUUUUUGAAUUUGGGAUGUCAUGGGCCAUCAACGAGACAGAGUCCAUGUUCACGUAUGAGCCUGGUAAGAGUUUUUCAGACUAUCAUCAGCCCUCAUUCCGUCCCGUGUUUGAGUCCUCCGUGUCGGUUACAGAGGAAGUGAGGGCGGUGUGUGGAGAAGACAAAGAUUGUAUUUUUGAUUUCUCUGUCACGGGAUCACGUGACGUGGCAGAACAAUCCCGAACAUUCCAGAAACAGUUUCAGGAAUCUCAAAAGGCGGCUGUGGUAGUUUUGACUUGUAGUGACUUGCCGACAGUUCCUGAUGGAGCCUGGGAAUCCACCAAUGGAAAUCUAGAAAACUCUUCUGCAGUAUUUGUUUGUGGAAAUGGCUAUAUUGUAUUAAGUAGUGUAAACAAUGUUACCUGCAGGAAUGGAAUUUGGGAACCUCAAGGAAAUGCAUCUUGUAUAAAGAAUGGCACGGAUCUUUAUACAAGUAGCACGACUAUGUCUACUCCUGCUUAUUCAACUUCUUCGGAUGUAUCUGUUUACAUUGGUGUUGGAGUCGGAAUUCUUCUCAUUAUUAUUAUCCUUUUAACUAUUUCGUUCCUCUUAAUACGGAACAGACAGAGAUCUGGAGGAUUCAGUAUCUUUGCGAGGUCUACAAAUUUAACUAAACCUGACGACGCAGAUGAUCACAUUACUGAAUUAUCUCCGUUACAAACAGAUCUAGAACAGAAAUCAUUUUCUGAGUCUCCUUCUAAAUAAUAGUUUGAAUUUUAAAUCUUUGUUGAGUUUUGCAGCAUUAUAUUUUAUUAAUGCGGUUUUUAUACAUUUUCGGAUGGUAUAAAACAUUAUAAGUAUUCACCUGUUGAUUCUGAAAUUUUUACCCGUGUUGUGUUCUUGAUGUUGAUAUACAUAAUGUAAAUUAAAUUUAAAAUAAGAAAGAUAACAGAUACAGGAACACAAUGGACAUACCUAAGAACAAAGAGAACGUGAAAUAUGUUUAUAAUUAAAUUUAUUUGUAUAUCAUACAUGAAAAGAAAAGUGUGCUAGCUUUUAUACUUUAAAACAUGUUCCAAUACUUGGUAUUAUGCUUUAUAAUUAUCAGUUUAGUUAUAGCGUUUAACAUAGAGGUUUGGUGUUACACUAACAUUAAUAGCUUUAAGUAGGAAUACCCAAAUAUGAAAUAGAUAUGUUAGCCUUUGUGGUAUCUUGUUAUUUUAUUUCACACUCACUGGGAUAUAUCGAGUGGACAUAUCUAUGAAAGUAACUAUUCAUUAUUAAAAAUACUUCAUCGAUUUAUCGAAAUGUCGAGUUGAAGAUCACAGCAAA